AAGUGACUGACAUGUAGUGGAUUAGAUGCGCUGCAUUACUGAGCAGGAGAGUUUGUAUAUUUGCGGUCCGAUGUAUGAGAAUUAAGAUGAAUAUAUCACGAAAAAUGUAAACCACAGAGAAGGAGAAUCUCGCAGCAUUGGAAGGAACCAAACCAAACCAAACCACACUCACUUCACUCCAUGCCAUUGCUCACAUCCAACUCCGCAAAGUCCUUUCUUCUUUCCGCAUUCCCACACUCCAAACGCAUGUCCCACUCCAAUCCCCCUGUCAAAACGCCCCUGAGGGGUGUCGUUUUCGACAUGGACGGCACCCUCACCGUCCCCGUCAUCGAUUUCCCCGCCAUGUACAGGGCGGUGCUCGGCGACGACGAAUACAAAAGGAUCAAAUCGGAAAACCCUUCCGGUAUCGACAUUUUGAGCCACAUCGACACCUGGCAACCCGUUAAACAGUGCAAGGCCUACGACACCAUCGCGGAUUUCGAGCGCCAGGGACUCCAUCGCCUCCAAAUCAUGCCAGGUGCUGCUGAGCUUUGUGGUCUUCUCGAUUCAAAGAAAAUAAGGAGGGGAUUGAUCACGCGCAAUAUGAAGUCGGCGGUUGAUUUAUUCCAUGAACGGUUUGGGAUUACAUUUUCUCCAGCAUUAAGCAGGGAAUUUCGUCCUUAUAAACCUGAUCCAGCUCCCCUUCUGCAUAUUUGUUCUCUUUGGGAAGUUCAACCAAAUGAAGUAAUAAUGGUUGGGGAUAGCCUUAAAGAUGAUGUGGCUUGUGGAAGGCGAGCGGGAGCCUUUACGUGCCUGCUUGAUCAAACAGGAAGAUAUGAUUCUCCCGAGUAUGCUGAUGUUGAAUUUAAACCAGACUUCACGGUGACUUCCCUAGCCGAAGUUUACUCAGUUCUGGAGGUAAACUUUGACUUGUUGCCAUGAUGUCCAGGAUCUUUCGUGUGAACCAUUUAUUUUGUGAUUUAUGUUAAGAGAUCAUAAGGAGGCAUAUAUGUUGGGGUAAGUUUUAUUCCUUUCCUCUUGUAAGGUCAAGGAAGCAAAAAAUCCUUGAAAAUUUUAGGUAGGAGGAUUUAAUAGGUGGCAUUUAAUUAUUACAUUGUAACUUAUUUUGGAUGGUUAAUGCCAAGUUUCAUUGCCUUAGGGCAUGGAACAAGGUUCUGAUACAAUUCCGCUGAUUUCUUGACGCUUGUUUUCUUUGGAUUGUACUGUAGAUGUAGUUACCUCAGUUUCUUGGACUAGUGGAUUCUGUUUUAGGACCAGCUGUGUAAUGCAAGAUAAGCAAGUUAUACGGAACGCAACUUUUUAACCGGAGUCGCAUUGAUUAUUGCUUAGAAGUGAAAAUUAAACGUCAUACAAUAUCAUAAAUUACGUGGGUCUAUCAGUAUCCGACUAAGGGUUGAGAAAGGGGAACAAAAAAAGGCAGUUACUAAAGCAC
Abrus precatorius (Indian licorice) is the source of this 1432-nucleotide messenger RNA. RefSeq names its product haloacid dehalogenase-like hydrolase domain-containing protein At2g33255. NCBI's taxonomy places the organism in Eukaryota, Viridiplantae, Streptophyta, Magnoliopsida, Fabales, Fabaceae. Bases 181 to 921 code for a protein of 246 amino acids. The record is from RefSeq and is a predicted model, not a curated record. The transcript has 5 exons.